Rosa rugosa (rugosa rose) is the source of this 1011-nucleotide messenger RNA. Its product is annotated as F-box/kelch-repeat protein At3g06240-like. Bases 1 to 1011 code for a protein of 336 amino acids. Lineage: Eukaryota; Viridiplantae; Streptophyta; Magnoliopsida; Rosales; Rosaceae. The transcript is spliced from 2 exons. The record is from RefSeq and is a predicted model, not a curated record.
AUGGCCGGCGACGCCAUACGGAUUCGGCACCAGCAACAAACACAGUCGGUCCUGACUUCGAUUAUGACAUCAUUGUUGAGAUACUGUCACGGCUACCGGCCAAAUCUCUACUACGAUUUCGCUGCGCCUCUCCAAGCUUCUGUACUGAAGCUAGAUGACGGUGACGUUGCAAUCACAGAGCUUGAUUAUCCGGGGAUGGAUGACUUUGAAGGUGAAUGUUUUCCAAAUAUCUAUGGCUCUUGCAAUGGCUUGAUUUGUAUAGAAUUUGGAAGUGGUAGCAUCAUAUUAUGGAACCCUUGCACUAGAGAGUUCAAACAGCUACCAGCACCUGAACUUCAUAUUUGUGAAAGUUCAAGCAUCUUUGAGAGUUUCGUAUAUCUUGCUGGAUUCGGUUAUGAUUCCACCAUAGAAGAUUACAAGGUAAUACGAGCGACUAAAAUAUAUGAAGCAGAAACCACACUUCAAGUCUUUACACUAAAAACGGGUUCAUGGAGGCGUAAUCCUGAUUUCAACCAUAUUAGCCAAGGCAGUGAAUACAUUUAUCGGUUCGAAAAGCAGGGUUUCUUGUUAAACGAAACUCUACAUUGGGUAGCCCUUCUAAGAGGAGCAGAGUAUGAGGAAGGUACAUUGGGAAUAGUGUCUUUAGGUCUUGCGGAGGAGAAAUUUAAGGUCAUGGCGUUAUUCCCCUGUCACUCCCCUAUAUCUGCUUCAAUCUUGACUGUUGGGAACUCAUUGUUUGUAUACCAUGAGUUUGGUAUAUGGAUGAUGAAGGAACAUGGGGUCGAAGAAUCUUGGACCAAAGUCAUAUAUAUUUCCCCAGAGUGUUUACCUCAACAUUUUGACAAUAUGCUAACGCCUUUAUGCAUUUUAGAGAAUGGAGAAGUUCUUCUCCGUUGUAGAUCCUUGGGAUUAUAUAUCCGGAAGAAAAGACAUUUAGAAAUAUCACUAGCAAGGUUUGCCCGCGCUUUGCUGCGGGAUAUGGAUCAUAACCAUAAUGUUGGAAAAGAAUAG